Alligator mississippiensis (American alligator) is the source of this 1313-nucleotide messenger RNA. Its product is annotated as galactose-3-O-sulfotransferase 2. The coding region runs from base 1 to 1194 and encodes 397 amino acids. The transcript has 2 exons. The record is from RefSeq and is a predicted model, not a curated record. Gene Ontology annotation, cellular component: membrane. Gene Ontology annotation, biological process: glycolipid biosynthetic process. Gene Ontology annotation, molecular function: galactosylceramide sulfotransferase activity. Lineage: Eukaryota; Metazoa; Chordata; Crocodylia; Alligatoridae.
AUGGAGAGGGAAUCAUCCCCAAGCAAGAUAGCAGCCCCUCAAGCAGGAGGAGCAGUUGAAGAUAUAAAGGGAGACAACUGGCAGACAGUGGGCAGCUCUCCUGAUGAGGCAGCCUGCAAGCCCAAAACCCACAUUGUUUUCCUGAAGGUACACAAGAGCGCCAGUAGCACUGUUAUGAACAUCCUGUUCCGCUUUGGCGAGACGCGCAACCUCACAUUCGCCUUCCCAUUCGAUGGUGCCAGUCAGCUGUUUUAUCCCCACUACUUCACGGCAGAGUUUGUAGAGGGAUUUGUUGCUGGGCAAGCUUCUCAGUUUAACAUCCUGUGCCAUCACAUGCGGUUCCUGCCGACAGAGGUACAAAGAAUGAUGCCCAGCACCACCUUCUACUUUGCCAUCCUGAGGAAUCCCGUCCAUCUCAUGGAGUCAUCCUUCACCUACUACAAAGGGACUUCUGCCUUCUUCCACGCCAAGAGCCUGGAGGAGUUCCUCCAGCAGCCAUCCAGGUUCUACAAGGCUGGAGAAUCUGACAGCCAAUAUGCUAAGAACCUCAUGACUUUUGACUUCGGCUUCAAUCACAAUGGGGAGGCAUCUGCCAAGCAUGUGCAGCUCAUGCUGCAAGCCAUCAAGACAGCGUUCAACCUUAUCCUGAUCUCAGAGUACUUUGAUGAGUCCAUGGUGCUGCUAAAGGAGGCACUGUGCUGGGACCUGGACAGCAUAGUCUCCUUCCCGCUCAAUAGCAGAGAUGGAAGCACCCGAGCACCCCUUCCAGACUUCACUGUGGAGAAGAUAAAGAACUGGAACAAGCUGGACUGGGAAAUCUACACACAUUUCAACCAAACCUUCUGGGAAAAGAUUGACCGAGACAUAGGCCGGGAACGCAUGGGCCAGGAAGUGAGAGCACUGCAGAAAAGACGGGAGCAGCUGGCGAGGACCUGCCUGCAAGAAGGAGAUAGUGUAGCACCUGAAGAAAUCAAGGACCAGUCCCUGCUGCCGCUACAGUAUGGCCAAGCCAGAAUCCUAGGCUAUAACCUGAAGUCAGGGCUGGACAAGAAGACAGAACAGAUGUGCCGGCGCCUCAUAACUCCUGAGCUUCAGUACAGCAGGUCUCUGUAUAGCAGACAGUUUCCUCAGAAAGCCCUGAAGGGCCACAAACCAGCUCCUCUGCCCAGAAAGCACAACAGGAGGACAGUAUGAGGUAGGCAAAGCUUACGCACCUGCCAAGCCUGAGGCAACAUAAUACCUGCUCCCGGCCCCACCUUGCAAGUUCUCCACACUGGGUAGAACCAGACAGUGAAGCUCAGCACCCAAGAGAU